AUGAAUAUUUGCAAAUAUUGUGAACUUAACAUAGGACUGGGUACAUUGUCAAGUAUUACCAUGCAUUUUGCUCUUGAGCUCAUGCGAUACGGUGAUCCAGACAAAGGUAUGAACUGCAUGCUUCCGUUUACUGUCUCGUUAAUGGAAUCCAUUGCAGCACUGACCCUUUUUGAUUUAUUUCUUAUGGAACAUAUGGAGGAUACGCGUGAAAGUUUCCGAAGACUAUCGCUGUCUUCCCUGUUUUCACUUUUGAUCAGUUUCCUCUUCUCCAGUCGUACUGCUGUCCUUCUACGGGAGUCACGAAGGACCACAGAGCGAUCGAAAUGGCUUCGACGAGAACGUAACUCUCUUGGAUCUUCUCCUUCUGUUAAGCUACUCGAGAUUGACAUCUUAAAAUGA
Messenger RNA from Strongylus vulgaris, 399 nucleotides. NCBI's taxonomy places the organism in Eukaryota, Metazoa, Nematoda, Chromadorea, Rhabditida, Strongylidae. The record is from the annotation of a GenBank genome assembly.